This is a messenger RNA of Exophiala bonariae, 1125 nucleotides long. RefSeq lists its product as uncharacterized. The transcript is spliced from 2 exons. Bases 1 to 1125 code for a protein of 374 amino acids. NCBI's taxonomy places the organism in Eukaryota, Fungi, Ascomycota, Eurotiomycetes, Chaetothyriales, Herpotrichiellaceae. The record is from RefSeq and is a predicted model, not a curated record.
AUGGCCACACCCUUCUCCAAAAGCCAGGACUUUUCCUGGCGACUUCUCGAAUUCUUUGUGCUGGAAGGCAGCAAAGGCAUGAGCGGUCGUCUGCCCGGAAAUGAUCCCUUCGUUCGGCUGGUGCUGCAGCUCUCCCAGUCGGACAAUCUCAUAUGGAGUGCACUAUUGGCGUUCAGUGGCAGUCGCAUGGCCGUCAUGUAUGCUCUGCCCACGCUGGAACACACCACACACACGAGACCCUGGUCCAACUACGAGCGGCGCUCGGGCAGGGGCACUGGCCGCCGGAAACGGUCACUCCUAGGGAACCCACGUAAUUAUCUUCGAUCGCACCUUCGGGCGACCCGGGAGCUGGUUAAGAUCGCGCAGGGACACGCCUCCGCGCACCAGUACUCGGAGAUCUACGGCGUUCUUUUCGAGGUCUACACCUACUAUUCGAGCAUGAUCACCUUUCAAUAUUCGGCCGAAGAGGUUGACAUUUACGCAAACAUCGAAUCCUUGCAGUUUUACCGCUCCCUGCGCGGCUACAGCACCUUUGGCUACAUCAUGGUGGCUGCGUGUGACCUGUUCACCCUGAUGCCCGAGGUCGCCCUAUUCGGCCUUCUAAUCCGCAACUCGACCAAGGAAGACCGCCGCUGCCUCGGGGUCGACCUCUUGUACCGCCGCCUGGCCGCCGAUAUCAUGGCCUGGCAGGACCACAGCCUAGCCCAACCGCUCCCCGAGGUCGAAGCAUCGGUCAAGGUGACGCUGAUUUACCAAAAUGCGCUUCUGGCCUUCUUGCACGCUUCUUACCUCUGCGAGGACACGGAUCGUCAUCUGCUGUACAUGACGCUGAAGCCCAUUGUCGCAGACGCCUUGUCCCUCUUCGAGAGCGUAAAAGCCAUGACGGUGGCCGUGACAUCCUUCUGGCCCCUGGUGAUCUUGGGGUCCUGCCUGCGGGAGCAACAAGACAAGGAUCGGCUGCUGUCCUACCUCAACCAACAAAGCUACAAGUCGGGCAUUCAGGGAAGAGCGUGUAAGGCUCUGAUGUGGAUGUGGGGGCGCCAAUCCGAAGGAGAAGGUGUUUUCGGCCCUGUCGGCCUCGAAAGGUACACAAGGGAAAACAACAGCGGCCUUUUCAUCGGCUAG